GGCUAUUUCAUGUAGGAAAGGACCCACCUGGUUCCCCUGCAGCUUGGGCCCUGCCUGGAGGACCCCAGGCCCCUCCUUGGUCUGGCCUCCUCCCUUCUGGACUUGGCUACAGAUCCUGGGCUGCAAACCUGCAGGGACAGAUGGUUGCAGGUUGGAGGGACAGGCUGCACCUAGGGAGGUCAUUCUGACUGAAGGCAGGCCCCGGGCUUGUUCCUGGUGUGGGGGUCUCUCAAGUGGACACCAUGAACCCAGGACUGGCCCCUGUAGGAAGAUGAGAUCUGGGAGGCUGGAGCAGGCUGGUGUGAGUGCCAGGAGCCAUCGUGAGCACCAUGGCAAAGAGGGAGGACAGCCCUGGCCCAGAGGUCCAGCCAAUGGACAAGCAGUUCCUGGUGUGCAGCAUCUGCCUGGAUCGGUACCGGUGCCCCAAGGUUCUGCCUUGCCUGCAUACCUUCUGUGAGAGAUGCCUCCAGAACUACAUCCCUGCCCAGAGCCUGACGCUGUCCUGUCCGGUGUGUCGGCAGACAUCCAUCCUCCCUGAGCAGGGUGUCUCGGCACUGCAGAAUAACUUCUUCAUCAGCAGCCUCAUGGAGGCGAUGCAGCAAGCAUCUGAUGGGGCCCAUGACCCCGAAGACCCCCACCCCCUCAGUGCAGUGGCUGGCCGCCCCCUCUCCUGCCCCAACCAUGAAGGCAAGACGAUGGAGUUUUACUGUGAGGCCUGUGAGACAGCCAUGUGUGGCGAGUGUCGGGCAGGGGAGCACCGGGAGCACGGCACGGUGCUGCUACGUGACGUGGUGGAGCAGCACAAGGCAGCCCUGCAGCGCCAGCUGGAGGCUGUGCGAGGCCGACUGCCACAGCUGUCUGCAGCUAUUGCCUUAGUGGGGGGCAUCAGCCAGCAGCUGCAGGAGCGCAAAGCAGAGGCUCUGGCCCAGAUCAGCGCAGCCUUUGAGGACCUGGAGCAAGCAUUACAGCAGCGCAAGCAGGCUCUGGUCAGCGACCUGGAGGCCAUUUGUGGGGCCAAGCAGAAGGUGUUGCAGACCCAGCUAGACACACUGCGCCAGGGUCAAGAACACAUCGGCAGUAGCUGCAGCUUCGCGGAACAGGCACUGCGCCUGGGCUCAGCCCCGGAGGUGUUACUGGUGCGCAAGCACAUGCGAGAGCGGCUGGCAGCGUUGGCAGCGCAGGCCUUCCCAGAGAGGCCACACGAGAAUGCGCAGCUGGAACUGGUCCUCGAGGUAGAUGGGCUGCGGCGAUCGGUGCUCAAUCUGGGUGCACUGCUCACUACGAACGCCACUGCACACGAGACGGUGGCCACAGGUGAAGGCCUGCGCCAGGCACUGGUAGGCCAGCCCGCCUCGCUCACUGUCACUACCAAAGACAAAGAUGGGCGUCUCGUGCGUACGGGCAGCGCCGAGCUGCGUGCGGAGCUCACGGGCCCCGACGGCACGCGCCUUCCAGUGCCAGUGGUGGACCACAAGAAUGGCACGUACGAGCUGGUGUACACGGCGCGCUGCGAGGGCGAGCUCCUUCUCUCAGUGCUGCUAUACGGCCAGCCCGUGCGCGGCAGCCCCUUUCGCGUGCGUGCCCUGCGUCCUGGGGACCUGCCACCGUCUCCAGACGACGUCAAGCGCCGCGUCAAGUCUCCUGGUGGCCCAGGCAGCCACGUGCGCCAGAAGGCGGUGCGGAGGCCUAGCUCCAUGUACAGCACAGGCGGCAAGCGGAAGGACAAUCCCAUUGAGGAUGAGCUCGUCUUCCGAGUUGGCAGUCGUGGAAGGGAGAAGGGUGAAUUUACUAAUUUACAGGGUGUGUCCGCAGCUAGCAGUGGCCGCAUAGUGGUAGCAGACAGCAACAACCAAUGUAUUCAGGUUUUCUCCAAUGAAGGCCAGUUCAAGUUCCGCUUUGGGGUCCGAGGGCGCUCACCUGGGCAGCUGCAGCGCCCCACAGGUGUGGCAGUGGACACCAACGGAGACAUUAUUGUGGCAGACUAUGACAACCGUUGGGUCAGCAUCUUCUCCCCUGAGGGCAAGUUCAAGACAAAGAUUGGAGCUGGCCGCCUCAUGGGCCCCAAGGGGGUAGCUGUAGACCGGAACGGACAUAUCAUUGUGGUCGACAACAAGUCCUGCUGCGUCUUCACCUUCCAACCAAAUGGCAAGCUGGUCGGCCGUUUUGGGGGCCGUGGGGCCACUGACCGUCACUUUGCAGGGCCCCACUUUGUGGCUGUGAACAACAAGAAUGAGAUUGUAGUGACGGAUUUCCAUAACCAUUCAGUGAAGGUGUACAGUGCCGAUGGAGAGUUCCUCUUCAAGUUUGGCUCCCAUGGUGAGGGCAAUGGGCAGUUUAACGCCCCGACGGGAGUAGCUGUGGACUCCAAUGGGAACAUCAUCGUGGCUGACUGGGGCAACAGCCGUAUCCAGGUAUUCGACAGCUCUGGCUCCUUCCUAUCCUACAUCAACACAUCUGCAGAGCCACUGUAUGGCCCACAGGGCCUGGCACUGACCUCGGAUGGCCACGUGGUGGUAGCCGAUGCUGGCAACCACUGCUUUAAGGCCUAUCGCUACCUCCAGUAGCUGCACAGAGGCCCUGCCUGGCUCAUGGAGGGACGGACAUAGGGGUGAUUGGACAGGAGGGUCUGGUCCAGAGUUGGGCCAGACCUGGCAGCACUGAAUGUGGGCUGUGGGCGUGGGUGCGCCCGGUGCCCUCCCUCUUCCCGUCUCCCAACCCCACGGUUGCACUUUAUUUAUUCGGUUCUUGCUUUGGUAACUGGGUGGGCCUGGACUGUGGUCCCAAGGAUGUGUGCAGAGCUUCACCCUACCCCCCUUACACGUCACCCCUGUCCCCUUAGUCUGCUCCUCACCCCCCAUCCUGGGGCCGGAACAGCCUCUUACUCCAGGGCAGAAGUCCCUCUGGUUGUCUCCCUACCACCCCAUACACACUGACAGAGACAGCAAUACCCCACCCCCAUAUUAAAUAAAUGUGUUCGCCA
Pteropus alecto (black flying fox) is the source of this 2980-nucleotide messenger RNA. RefSeq names its product tripartite motif containing 3 (gene TRIM3). The record is from RefSeq and is a predicted model, not a curated record. The transcript is spliced from 12 exons. Gene Ontology annotation, molecular function: ubiquitin protein ligase activity; translation repressor activity; protein binding. Bases 330 to 2564 code for a protein of 744 amino acids. Gene Ontology annotation, biological process: protein polyubiquitination; negative regulation of translation; proteasome-mediated ubiquitin-dependent protein catabolic process. NCBI's taxonomy places the organism in Eukaryota, Metazoa, Chordata, Mammalia, Chiroptera, Pteropodidae.